Molecule: messenger RNA, 815 nt
Organism: Schistocerca americana (American grasshopper)
Lineage: Eukaryota; Metazoa; Arthropoda; Insecta; Orthoptera; Acrididae
Product: pacifastin-like protease inhibitor cvp4
Exons: 6
Coding region: 84-764 (226 amino acids)
Molecular function (GO): peptidase inhibitor activity
Source: RefSeq, a predicted model, not a curated record
GCCAGCCAGGAGAUAUUGUUUAUGAAGAUAAGUGCGUUACCUGCUAUUGUUUACUGGAUGGUGCUAGCGUGUUGUGCUUAAUAAUGGAUUGCGAACCUACAGACAUUGGGUCGGGCCCUCUGGAACGCUUUGUGUUUGCCAAACCUAAGAUGAGGAGCAUUCCCUUGGUGACUAAGAAAGUGAAGUGCAGCUCGUCAGCAACAGUUUUCUCGGAAGGUUGUAACUACUGCGUUUGCGAGCAUGAAGACAGCGGUCCCGUGUGCACGAACUGGCCUUGCACGGAUUCAGGAAGAACUCACAGUGCUCCAAAACGAAUUAAGCGUUCACCACAGCAUUGUAAACCCUACACAGCGUAUAAAAAAGACUGCAACAUUUGUUUUUGCAAUAGAAAUGGCUCCAACGCUGUCUGCACGAAUUUAGAGUGUAACACUGGCACACAGAGAGCUCACAGUGCUCCAAAACGAAUUAAGCGUUCACCACAGCAUUGUAAACCCUACACAGCGUAUAAAAAAGACUGCAACGUUUGUUUUUGCAAUAGAAAUGGCACCAACGCAGUCUGCACGUAUUUAGAGUGUAACACUGGCACACAGAGAGCUGGCGAACCUGCAAGGCGAGUGAAACGUGCAUCGAUUUCGGCACAGCCGGCAUUUUGUCAGCCACGUACGACGUACAAGAAGAGAUGCAACACGUGUUUCUGCGAUGAGGAAGGCACCUCGGCCACGUGUACUAACUACAAAUGUGGCGCUGACGGCUUAAUAGGUUGAGUGCUGGUUACCUGCGCAGCAUUAGCACCUGAGCUUGCAGUAACAUCGUCC